AUGGCUCCUCCUGUCCUUCCAUUCCGCGAUAUCAAUCUGCACGCCUCUCCCUCUCACUAUGCCUUCACUUCACCUUCAUCGCCGAAUGCCCAGACGCUGGUUGUCGACCGGCCAACCGGCGACCUGCGUCUUACAGAUGGUCCCCUUUCUGGCGCGAAGCGCAUCUCGAGCAUUGCCGGUAUCUUGGGCAUCAUCAAGUUGAAACUUGAUAAAUAUCUUAUAGUUAUCACCAAGGCUCAGCCGAUGGGCCGUCUGCGCGGUCAUAUGGUUUACAAGGUCGCCGCAACUGAGUUCUUGCCCCUCCGCGAGCGUCCGUUGCACGAUCAUGACGAAGAUACUUACUUGGCGUUGAUGAAAGAGUUGCUACGCACUGGGCCAAUGUACUUCUCCUAUGCACUGGACCUUACCAACAGUUUCCAGCGUCAAUCACAAAGCGAUCCCAGUCUUCCGAUGUGGAAGCGCGCCGACGACCGUUUCUUCUGGAAUCGUUUCAUUCAAUCAGACCUGAUCGAUUUUAGCUUGGGAGAACAUGAUACCGCCGGUAUGCGUUAUGGCCCACAACCCGGAGUUGACGCUUAUAUUCUGCCGGUUAUAUUUGGAAUGUUGCGUAUCACCGCGGCUCGAGUCAAGUCAACGUCCUUCACGUUCGCUCUUAUCAGCAGGCGGUCCAGGCACCGGGGCGGAACCAGAUAUUUCUCGCGCGGUAUAGAUGAUCAGGGCCAUGUUUCGAAUUACAAUGAGACGGAGCAGAUAGUUAUCUUGAAUGAUGCAGCAGGAGGACUAGCUGGAUUCGCUCCUGGGCAAUCGAUGGCUAAGGACAAAUCCGGCGACUCGGGUCGCGAUCUCCAGGUCAUGUCUUUCGUGCAAACUCGAGGAAGCGUGCCUGUAUACUGGGCCGAGGUCAACAAUCUCAAGUACACCCCGAAACUUGAAGUCCGUGGAGUUGAGACUGCGGUCGACGCUGCGCGCAAGCAUUUCACAGAGCAGAUCAAGAUAUACGGUGAAAACUAUAUGGUCAACCUCGUUAAUCAGAAAGGAAGGGAGGAGCGCGUGAAGAAGGCCUAUGAACAAUUAGUCCGCAUCCUAGUGUCCUCCUCAACCGAAGACACCGAGGCCGACGAGGCCACCUCUGAGAAGGUGCAUGUUGUUGAGCCAACUCAAAAGCAAAAGGAGCUGGAUCGCCUUCACUAUGUCUACUUUGACUUUCACAAUGAAACGAAGGGCCUCAAAUGGCAUCGUGCUGAAUUGCUAAUGGACCGUCUUGUGGACGGACUCUCAAGGGGCGGAUAUUUCCGCGGCGUGGAAAAUCCCGGUGCUCCUGGCGGACAACUGGACACUCGGUCGCUGCAGUCCAGUGUCGUUCGGACCAAUUGCAUGGAUUGCCUCGACCGGACAAACGUGGUACAGAGUAUGCUUGGACGGUGGGCUGUCACACGGCAACUCAUGGAUGCCGGAGUCCUUCGUCCCGGUGAAGCUGCGAACGAUGAUCGAGAGUUCGAGAACCUGUUCCGUAAUAUCUGGGCGGACAACGCCGAUGUUGUCUCCAAAGCCUAUUCGGGUACAGGAGCUCUCAAGACGGACUUCACUCGCACUGGCCAACGGACGCGGGCUGGAAUGGUACAGGAUCUCAGCAAUUCCAUCACUCGUUAUAUACGCAACAACUUUUUGGACGGCCCCAGACAGGAUGGUUUCGACGUGUUUCUCGGCACAUAUCUUCCCCCCGACUCUGCACUGGGCAGCUUCCAGCUCUUCAUCGACCGCAGGCCGAUCAUUAUUCAAUCGAUUCCUUACAUUCUGGCCGCUGGUCUGUUCAUGAUCUUCGUUUCGAUCUUUACGAGGCGCUUACCCGACUCUACUAUCUGGCCCAUUCGCAUAUUUGUUUUCUUCUGGAUUCUUGUAUCGGGAUAUUGUGCGCGCUUCAUCCUCGCGCAUGGCAUGCUCUAUGUCAACUGGCCUAAACUGAAUCCCCCUGCGGCUGGAUCCGAGGGCUAUCAGGAUGCACUCAUCAAAGCCCGUUCAGAUCCUAUAGUUGGAAAAAUGCUCCCUGCGAGAAGGCACCAGCGGGGUUACAGCAAUGCUCGCCUGGUCUUCCUUGAGGAAGGUAAAACGAGGAUUGAGUGA
Molecule: messenger RNA, 2121 nt
Organism: Aspergillus clavatus NRRL 1
Lineage: Eukaryota; Fungi; Ascomycota; Eurotiomycetes; Eurotiales; Aspergillaceae
Product: putative phosphoinositide phosphatase (Sac1)
Exons: 3
Coding region: 1-2121 (706 amino acids)
Biological process (GO): phosphatidylinositol dephosphorylation
Cellular component (GO): endoplasmic reticulum
Molecular function (GO): phosphatidylinositol-4-phosphate phosphatase activity
Source: RefSeq, a predicted model, not a curated record